Messenger RNA from Trematosphaeria pertusa, 360 nucleotides. RefSeq lists its product as uncharacterized. The coding region runs from base 81 to 251 and encodes 56 amino acids. The record is from RefSeq and is a predicted model, not a curated record. The transcript has 2 exons. NCBI's taxonomy places the organism in Eukaryota, Fungi, Ascomycota, Dothideomycetes, Pleosporales, Trematosphaeriaceae.
CAUCGUCUCCGUCGACCAAAAGCGAAGAUCGAAGCCUGACUACUACUCUCAACGCCAAGACCUGUACACUGACCUUCAAGAUGUGCCAUAAGGCUACCUGCUCUGAAUGCCACAAGACUACAUGGUGGGGCUGUGGAAACCACGUCCCCGGCGUCAUGGACAAAGUCCCCCAAGGCGAAUGGUGCACAUGCGAGCCUAAAGUCGAGAAGGGCGGGCACCAGUACCCUCCCUCAGGGUCGCCUACCGCCUGACUAGCCGGCCUUACGAAGUGGUUCAAGGGGUGACGGAGAGAACAAAGGAGGAUAGAAAAGGAAGAGAGGCUGUGCAUAGAAAAGCUGGAAUGGAAACGCGGAAGGAUAG